This is a messenger RNA of Bactrocera neohumeralis, 1640 nucleotides long. RefSeq names its product sodium channel protein Nach. Gene Ontology annotation, biological process: sodium ion transmembrane transport. The record is from RefSeq and is a predicted model, not a curated record. Gene Ontology annotation, cellular component: membrane. The transcript has 9 exons. Lineage: Eukaryota; Metazoa; Arthropoda; Insecta; Diptera; Tephritidae. Bases 1 to 1485 code for a protein of 494 amino acids. Gene Ontology annotation, molecular function: ligand-gated sodium channel activity.
AUGUACAUACAGGUCCAGCCUACUAAAGAAAAACCGCAAUCGAAAACCAAAUGGCAGACGUUUUGUGGAAACUUUCGCUGGCUGAAGGGUAUUGGAUUGUAUAUAAAAAACUAUUUCACCGAAAGUUGCAUACAUGGUUUUGCGUAUUUGGUUAAAAACCAGUUGAUUUUGAUUGAACAUGUGGCUUGGCUGUUACUCUUAAUCGUAUCGGUUGGUAUGUGCAUCUUUACGGGUCUGCAAGCGAUGGAUAAAUACAAGUCCAAGAGCACAGUUAUGGGUAUGGAGCGUGACUUCUACUUCUGGCGCACACCAAUACCUAGUUUUACGGUGUGUCCUAUGCGUCGCUUAAGUCAGGAGCUCUUCGAUAAGUAUUGUCACAAAAAGAAAAUAACGGGUCAGCCGAAAGAGGAUCUGUAUGUGUUCCUUGAGACUUUGGCCAACUCGACAUAUUUUAACUUCGCUAAUAUAACUGUACGGCCGAGCAUCGAUGGCACCUUGGACCGCUUGCGCUUGCGACCUGCACAGUACAUGUCCCUAAUAUAUAACUUAACCACCGACUUCACGCAGGAGGAGGAAGGCCGGAAGCCUAUCAAGCUGAAUGAUGGCUUCAAGGAUUUUGUGGUGCGUCAGGUGCUCACCGAAUUCGGUAUUUGCUACUUGGGCAACAGCUAUUUACACGAUGAGUAUACAGCACGUUAUUUUUUGUUUGGCAAAUACCCGAAGAUCAAGAAGGAAGAUGCCAAAAUGCUGUUGGGUAGUUACUUCGAUAGCGCGUUGUUGAUUUUAUCGGUGCCGAAGGCGUUCGAAAGUAUUGGGGUUUUCAUACACUCUUCUCAUGAUGCCUUGAAAAUUGAGCAGAAGUUUUUCUAUACCAACGAGGCGGUGUACUACAAAGCUGAGACUCGAGAAAUUGUUGCCGAAGAUGGUUUUGAAAAAUCUACUACGGUGGCUCAACGCAAUUGCCGUUUUCCGCACGAGUCCAAUUUGGAGCAUUUUGAAAUUUACACCAAAAGCUUUUGUAUGCAAGAAUGCCGCCUUAAUUUGGUCUAUAAAAAAUGUAAAUGCAUACCACAUUUUUAUCCGAAUAGAAUUAAAAAUCCGAAACCGAUUUGUUCGUACACUACGCUUAAGUCCUGUGUGGCUAAAAACGCAGAGUCCUUUCGCCGUUUACACAGCUCGAAAGCUCGCAAAACAGUGCAUUGUCAUUGUAUGGAUUCUUGCUUCAACAGCAUUGUUGUUGUGAAGAGUGUAGAGGUUUUAGCAAAUCUCAACGUCUUUCAGACUGGUUUUACUGUCGGCCUUGAGGUAACCACUUGGCCACUGGAGCUGCUGAAACGACAAGUGAUUUUUACUUUUACCGAUUUGUUGGUUUAUGUUGGUGGCGCGGCUGGAUUGUUCCUUGGCUUCAGCGUUUUGGGUGCUAUUGAGUUCUUCUACUAUUUUUCACUGCGCUUGUUGUGGUAUCUGAGAGGUUACAGAUAUUAAUAGCGAAGUGAAAUUUAAAAAUAAACAGCCAUUUCCGUUUAUUAUAAGUUGUUUACAUACGUACAUACAUAAAUACAUAAAUUCCUGGUAUAUAACAACAUUUUACCGUUUAUCAAUACAAUUUACUACGAAUUACUAUUAUUUACUAAAUAAUG